GCCUUUAAUUUAAGCAGAUAAUCAUUUGUUUUUACUCCCGGUUUCGCAGUUUCCCCUACUAAAGGCAGCCAUGUUGCAGCAUGUUUUGCCACUCAGUCCGACUGAGGGGGCGUAUUCCGGUGGGAAAGUGACGUCAGCGAAUACCCACUAUUGUUGCUAGCUUCACGGGGCUACGCUUGCAUAAUGGUUUGCAUGGUGUAUCACGUAAAAGGAUCCUGUCACAAACAAGCAACGGCACCGUAAAGGGUUCCGCAGCUCUCACAGUGAACAGAUCUGUUUCUUUUGAGUUCCAGCCCCCAUGGCGGUUCCAUUAUACGAAGGAACAUUUAAUUGUAUUAGACAUAGAGCGUAUACAACAUCAAAAUCAAGCCAUACGUAAAUGGAUCAAGGGUCCAGGAAUAGUCUUUCUCCGUGAAUAUUGCAAACUCCAGUGGUUACUCGAAGUAUUGCAGUUUAGUAAGCCUCUAGCAUAAACAUGCAUAUUUUAGACAGGCAAGCAUAUGGAGGUAUUUUUGCAAGUCUAUGUGGAAUAGAAUAGAAUAGAUUCACACUCUGAGAUUCACAGAAUAAAUACAUAUCUGUAGGUUUACAUCUAUAAGUGGGGUUUCACAAAUGUGUAGAAUUCAUUCAUAAAUCUGUAAAUUAAUGUGAGAAUACACGCAAUAGCAAUUUCAAACUUGAGCAAAGACAACUCAGUAAAUAGAAACUCUCGAAUCAACUAGUGCAAAGACAACUUAAUGAUUACAAAGACAACUCAGUAAUUACAACAUCUUACAACCUCUCGACUUUUGCACCAAAUUUUGUAGAUUACCUCGAUUUUCUAACUUGUGAAAUCGAAUUCGCUGUUGGGGUAAUUAUCUAAUAUGACGUUAUGACGUUAUGAUGGGGAGGGUCAAUGCUUGUUCUUCCAACCAAUCAGACGAGCGGAUUCGGAAUGACUCUAAUGCAAUUACUUUAAAGAAGUCUGUAGCCAAAUCCUAAAAUAAAUAUAAAACUGAAGAAGACAAGAACCUCAGGGUUGGUACGGUCUAUGGGUGGUUCCCAUUGAGUCCACUACAAGUUCAGUGGUGGUUCCCAUUUUACUUCAGCGGUUGGCCCAGCCCAGAGACUGUAAGGUCCAGCCCAGUUCCGUUCCGUGUCACCACCCAUAAAACAAUUCUGUUACCCCUGGAAACCAAAAUAAGUAAACGUUAGAAAGAAAGGGAUGUCGUGGUGUUUGUGCAAGUUGCAGAAAAUCACAGUUCCAGCACAAAACUAGUAAGAGUGUGAAAAAGAAACAUAAAUUGUUGCUUUGCUACUGGGAGCACAAUUUCCUCGGUAAAGAAAAUAACGGAAGAAAAUUCUGGUCCCGGGUUGUGACUCCGUACCAUGACGAAACAAGGAGCUGCAUUGCAGACAUACAACAAUGAACUAGUGACGUGUAUCGAAGAGCUGUGCUCCAAGCGUGAACUGUUGAAUCGGCAGAUCCAGCAGGAGGAGGACGAGAAGGGGCGCUUGCAGCAUGACAUCCGCGUCCUGACGGAGAAGCUCAGCCGCGUCAAUGAGAGCCUGGCUCGCCGGCUGGCUGCCCGAGCAGACUUCGAACGCACCAUUGCAGAGACCGAGGCCGCCUACAUGAAGAUCCUGGAGAGCUCACAGUCUCUGCUCACUGUGCUGAAGCAGGAGACAGGGAACCUCAGCAUGGUCACCAAUCCCCAAGGAUACAACUAAAACUGACAGAACCCCGUAUGGACUGCCUCCUCUCACGUGUAUUCCCACAGACAGAGACAGUUUGUGACAUUUAUGUAUUCAAGAAUAUGAGUAAAAAUUUAUUAACGCAUGGGGGAUCAUGAUUUUCAUGCUUUGUGCACGAGAUUGUAACUAGUCUUUGAUAUACUUUGUAUUUUAAUAAACUAAUACAUGCA
Messenger RNA from Anguilla rostrata (American eel), 1904 nucleotides. Its product is annotated as microtubule nucleation factor SSNA1-like. Gene Ontology annotation, cellular component: centrosome; ciliary basal body. Lineage: Eukaryota; Metazoa; Chordata; Actinopteri; Anguilliformes; Anguillidae. The record is from RefSeq and is a predicted model, not a curated record. The transcript is spliced from 3 exons. Bases 1369 to 1710 code for a protein of 113 amino acids.